UUUAUCUGUGUACAUUUUACGUCACGCACGCACGUCAUUCAUUGAAUAGAGUUGUUUCACUUCUCUUCUGAAUAUUUUUUAUUUAUUUUCGCAACUCCAAUUUCGACACAUGUACGAAAUCUUUUAUUAUUCAAAUGUCACAAACAGUAAAAAGUAAACAUAUCAACGAAAUGGAUAACCAGUAUUAUUAUAAACUGAUGGCUAGCUAUUUGUCUAAGAGGAACUGUGACGAGUCUUUUAUGAGGUACUUUUUCGGCAAGAAUUCUUUGAAGAAAACACCUGAAGAACUUGAACGAGCCGACGAACGGAAGCGUCGCUUGCAGAGGGAACGAUCGCGAAGAUAUCGGGCUUUGAAAAAUGCACGGCGGCAGCAUGAGAGCGGCGGUAGUGGCGGCCGGGAUAGCGGUGACAGCGACGGCGCAGCGCUACGCUCCAAAUCUCGCACACUUAUGCUGGAGGAGGAAUUUAGUGAUGGCGACGAACCACCCACGUUGUGCGACCUUAACUAUGAGGAUAAGUGGCUGGGUUCGGAUUGUGCGUCAGAUGACAACUCUGCACAUUCGACUGCCGAGCUGAAGGAGGCUCCGUUGGUCGCAGACACACCGCUUAGCCUCAAAGAAUUUUUAAGCUCGCCAAACGCUGAACUAGACUAUCCCACCGUGCACAGCCUCAUGUUUCAUUGGCUACAGACGUAACAACACAGCUACUCUACUUACCACAUUACAGGUUGCACAUUCAAUUGGCUUUCACCUUGCUAGAUUGAUAUUUCCAAAUUAGGGAUUACAGUGACUUGUAAAAAAAUGGUGGCAAUCACAAAGCGGGAAAGUAUUUUAAUGUCUUUAUCAUCAGAUUUUAAUGUCAAAGUAUGUGGAUUAGUGUCAAAGUAAUCUUUAAAAAAGUUUUAAAGUAAUCUAAACAACACAAAAAAGUUAUAUCACCAUACAAGUCUUCCACACAUAUUCAAAGAUAAUCACAUAAUCACAAACUUCCAUGGAAAAUAAGAAGUAAUAUGGACAAUUCAGUCUUAAUUAUUAGUUUUGAAAUUAUUGGUUUUUCUUAAUAGAUGUUAUGAUAUUAGAAAUACUUUCCCUCUAUUUACAUAUGACCCUGAUGAGUGACUACAGCCUGAAGGAAAUAAUGUGGUAGCUUUCACAUAUCAAACUAAACAUUGGUUGUUAUCAGUCAUGUCACACAUCAUAUGAUAAACCGUCCUACUAUAAUUUUAGAUCUAAUGUACUUUAAUUAUUAACCUACACAUAGCUAGUACAAGUAAUUGAUGUGAUAAAGUUCAUCUUGUGUGAUAUGUAGAAGAUGGGCUUUAUGCCUGGCAAUGGCAAGAUUUGAAAUUACUAUAAAAAUUGUUGAUAUCAAAAAUAUCCCCUGAGUAAAGAUUUAGCCAAUAUCCUUGUAUAAUAUUGAUAUUAACAUAAACAUAUUAGUUAGGAUGUCGAAGACCAUGAAAUUGAGGAUGAAAAGUAGGAAAGUUGACCCUGGGCUUCAAAGCAUCAAAGUGUUUAUAUAUGCAAGUAACCAUUCUCCAAUGACAAUGGCACUAGAACAGUAUGCUUAAUAAUACUCCACUACCAGUUUCAUAAUACUCAGAAGUUCUACCUCCCCUACAUAAGAAUGGAUGAAUAACUUUGUGGAAUGCAAUAUUUAUAAAAAUUUAUCACAAAAUUUUAAAACUAAUUUGGUAUAAUUUUGUGUAAUAUGAAAAUUUUUCUUACUGGAUAAAAAUUUACUCAGUGGGAUUAUUGUAUAGUUAUUGUCUACCUAUCAUAUCAAUGAGAUUGUAUUGUCUCAGGUUCUGUUUUAGUUUGUAACUUUAGUUGAUAACAAUCACAAUUAAGUGCCACUUCACUGUGCCAGCUAUUUUUAAUUAGUUAUAUGAUUUUUGGAUUUAUAUUUUUGUUUAUUUCAUCUAAUGAGAUUCAAAAUUUUAAUUAUAGCAUAGCUCCACUAGUUUUAGAGUAUUCCACUAGACAAUAUGUUGUUGUUAAGUUGCCAUAUCUUAAUAUUUAGAUACUCGACUAUUAUACAAUAUAUAUGCAGAGAAGUAUAUAGAGUAUAUGAUUAUACUUAUAGUUUGUGAUAUGAAUGAAUUUACAUUUUGUGUGAAAUCUACAAUAUUAGAUGUAUGAGUAAUUGCUAGCAAGCGAAAUAAGAGUAGGAAACAACAAAAUUGCUUGGAGUAUUUGAACUGAUUGAAAGACAUUUUUAAGCUGCAUAUUGUCUGUGCCGGCAGUAGAGCUGCAAUAUGUUCUUCUAUACAAACAUGUUAUAAAACCAUUCCUGUAUAAUAACAUAUAUUUUUAAUUUGUAUUGUAGUGAGGGAAAAUUACUGGAUUCCAUUUGCAUUUAUUUAUAAUACUCCAUUUUAUAAUUUGCUCUCUUUAAAGAUGUUAUGUUAUUUUUGAGAAGUUUUACUUAAUUGAACUGCAAGAAAUAUUAAGAAAUGUUUUCCAGGCCUGCACAGUAAAAAAUGCUUAUUUUUGUUACUUUUUAGGUGUCUGCUUGAGUAAGACUAUUUUUUUUGUUUGUAAAAAUCAGAAGUAGCUGAGACUAUUUAGACCCCUAUAAACUUGUGCAUGAAUAUAAAAUUAAUGGGGUAACUGGUUCCAUGGUCUCAAAUAUAAAGAAGCUUAAGUAAGAUUCAAUAGGUAUGCAAUUAAGAAUGAUUUUAAUAGGAUCUAAAAUUGGAAUUUAUUUUUUUUCUGUAAUGUAUCAUUCAAGUAUAAUUAUACUUUUUUAUCAGAUUUUAUGUGACAGGCAUUUUGUUUUGAAAUAUUUUAAUUUACCCAAAUAUGCAACAUAUCUUCUCUAAUACUGGCAGCUUUAUUAAAACUUAAGAAGAUGCUGUGUUGAUAUCAGCAUUGUUUUGUUAUACUGCCAUAAGGCUGAUGCUGAAUCAGUCAUCUAAUUCAGAAUAUACACAACCACUACACAUACUAAACUAGGGUGCUUCUUUAAAGAUUACAUUCAAUUUUUGUUAAAUCAUAUGCAGAAUAGAGAUAAGUGUCGUUAUUCCCAUGUAUUAUGAACAUGCUUUUGACAUUUAAUAUUAUAAUUUUUUAUUAUCUAAUUUGAGUAUGCAGUAUCAGAAAGAAAAUAAUAAGAAUUCUUUGUAAACUAAAAUUAUGUAACUCUAAUUCAGUAUUGUCUGAGCCUGCCUACCAGCGACGGCUGUUACAUCCAAUAACCAGUUGAUAAAUUUUUAUGCAGGCUUUUAAAAUGCCAGCCAAAAAAAGUAUAGGAAAAAGAAGCAUACAUUUUCGACUAUCAGCUGAUCAGUCAAUUUGUAUAAGAGAAAAAUAAUUAUUUCUUUUUCUAUUUAUGUAUUUUUAAGAAUACCUGCGCUAUUUCGUUAUCCAAGUUUGCUAUGAGCAUUUUGGCUGGUGUUAAAAGCAACCUGUAUGGUUAUGCCUAUGUAGAAUGUGUGAAUUAAACACUUUUGUAGCAAUGACAAAGUACCCUUGUGUAUUUAUUCUAUAUGGAAGCAUAUGCAUCCGUAUUUGUGGAUACAUAUAUGCUUUCAAGUAGCAUUGCAGUUUCAUGAACGAGGAAAUAUGCAAUCAUGUAUUUCUCGAAGUCAAUGUAAUAGACAAUAAUUUAUUAGAUGUUCUGUCGUUAAAGAUUGGUGAUAUAGUUGAUUUUGUUUUCUUGCGCAUAAGCAGAUUGUGUUGUGGCAGCUCUGCCCAGAUCUUACUGAUUAUUAUAAGAUCAAUCUAAUUUUGCAAGUGGGGGAGUAUUCGGAACUUGAACUUAUGAAUGAACGUAACAAGAAAAAUAUAAGAACUAAAAUGUAUAAUUUUUGUAUUAUCUUUACAGUGUCUAGAAUAGUCUCCCACUUGUUCCGCGUUGCCUUCAAGUGUAGUGUUGUAAUGUAACUAACGCUUAGGUACUGUAAGGUAGUGCCAUAUUAAAGAGCUUCCUGAAUAUUUUUAA
Plodia interpunctella (Indianmeal moth) is the source of this 3945-nucleotide messenger RNA. RefSeq lists its product as uncharacterized. Bases 135 to 695 code for a protein of 186 amino acids. The record is from RefSeq and is a predicted model, not a curated record. NCBI's taxonomy places the organism in Eukaryota, Metazoa, Arthropoda, Insecta, Lepidoptera, Pyralidae. The transcript has a single exon.